AUGGCUAGCCCAUUUGUUCCCUCUGCUGGCCGCGGCCACAGGGGAGGCGCGCCAGGCGUGCAAAGCUCGGGACGGGGAAGAGGCGCGAGUACAGGCAACUCGACAUAUGUGGCGAGGGGAUCAGGUGCGCCUCGUGCAGGGAGAGCUCGAGGACGUGGACGAGGAUCGGCGACGUGGACGGCUCGUGGUCGUGGUCGCGGCGCAGGCGCUGCAAACUACCCCACGAAUGGUACACACCAACCCACAGAAGCUUCCGGGCCUGCUGUUGUGAACUCACCCUUUGCGCAACUCAACCAACAAAAAUCUGCUCCUUCCCCGUUCGGUGCUCAACCUGCUCAAGCGUCUCCCUUUUCCAGAGUUCAAAACGGUCUUUCCUCCUCCAACGUUGCCAAAAACCCAUUCGCUCAGCCUACAGCCAAUAUGAAUCAGCAGCCUCCGGCUAAGAUCAUUGGCGGCGGCUCACAUGCCGUGGCGUCUAUGGAUAAUGCGUCUAUGAUGGGCAGUUAUCAAGAACGCUUUGAUAGGCUCAAAAUCGAUCAAGUGAAACAGCGCGAAAGAGCAAUCAAGGACGGGCAAAUGGCUGACCCAAACCAGCCGACCUCAUUGAACCAGGCAAUCACACCUGUCGGUACCUGUACCAGCAUGUGUCCUGAGUUCGAGAGGGUGGAGCGUAUUGUGCAAAAGGCAGUUGACAAAUGUGAAAAGCAUCUGGACCCGUCAACAAACCAGCUUCAGAUCAUGGAAACUAAGAUGGUCAAACGCUUCCGGCGUGCAGCGGCUGGAAAUGACGAGCAAUUGCCCUCGGAUAUCCGAACCCCAAAGACACUCUUGCAGACCAUGAACUAUCUCAUCCGUCAUGUUAUCAAUGGUGGUGAACCAUUGGCCGCUGUGCACAUGUUCGUCUGGAACCGAACACGCUCAAUUCGAAAUGAUUUCUCGGUGCAGCAACUUACGCACGAAGAAGAUGUGAAGACUGCGGUGACCUGCCUAGAAAGAAUUGCGCGAUUCCACAUAGUGUCUCUGCAUCUUCUUUCUAGCCCGACGAACACGGAAUCAUUCGACCGUCAUCAAGAGCGUGAACAGCUUAAUAACACCAUGCUUUCUCUCAUGUACUACUAUGACGACAAUCGUGAUCGCAUUCACUUCCCCAACGAGGACGAAUUCCGCGCCUAUCACAUCUUGUUCUCGAUUCACGACCAGCGGCCUGAUCUGGAGGCCCGUGUUUCGAAAUGGCCAACUUCUCUGCUCACUUCACCUCGAGUGCGGGUAGCUUUGGAACUGUUUGCUGCUGCUUGUAACACAUGGGAGCCUCAGGGUGCCUUAGAUGCCCGCCGACCGAAUGCCAUUGCCCAGGGAUUCUAUGCCCGCUUCUUCAACAUCAUCAAUUCCCCAAGCGUCUCUUAUCUGAUGGCCUGUGUGGCCGAGGUUUAUUUCAAUCACAUCCGCCAGACAGCAAUUCGUGCCAUCUGGAAAGCCUAUUGCCGGACUCCGCUGUCCCAGCAAUCCAAGAACGACCAUUGGACUGUGGAGGAACUGACCAAAGUGUUGCACAUGGACAAUGACGAACAGACAAUUGAAUACUGCAAUGCACAAAGCUUGCAAUUUACAAAGAACGCGAGUGGUGUGCUUUAUCUCAAUUGGGGGGACCGACCAGUCGAUUCCAUCGACUUUGCACCUUCAUCUGAGCACGCUUUCUCGGACACUUACGUGGAGUCGAAGCGUGCAGGACGAAGUCUUGUUGCUAUCAUUCUUGGCAUGAACAUCAGAGAAGCCGCAAGAAUGGGCAUGAUUGACCGCACCCAAUUACCUCAGAAAAGGGAGCAAACUGAUGCAGCAGAUGGGGACCUCUUUGUGAGUGAUGCUGACAAUGGGACACCCGCCCCUGUGGUUGAAACAAAGAACAUCUUUCCCCCGGACACGUCUGCUUCUGAAUUUCGAAACGCCUUUGAGUCUCAGAAGUCUUUCCAACCUACUCCUGCAGUUUCGCCCUCUUUGACCACACCGAACUUCCCAUCUCCCGCCCUGCAGCCGUCAAACCCAUUCGCGGCGUUGCAAUCAUCGAAAAUAUCUCCGUUGGCUUCCCCCCAAAACCCUCCCUCCACAUUCCCUCCCUCCACGAAUCCAUUUGCAGCUUCGGUUACCUCGAGCUCUGUCGCACCCGUCGCGCCGUCUCCUUUUGCCCCUGCAGCAAAUCCAUUCAUGUUCCCAAAAGGAACCGAGUCAGGCAAUAAGGCGGAGGCUCCCGCAGCAACCGCCAAUGUGAUACCCUCGCCCUUCCAGACAAGCUUCCCUCCCUCCAAGUCUGACACUGAAACUCCCAAACCGCCGUUCUCUUUUACCAGUCCUCCCGGCCCGUCGCCAUCCGAAUUCGCCUCCGCUAGUUCAACCCUAUUCCCAAAGCCAGCUGCCACAGGUCUCCAGACACAGACGCCUGCAGCAAGUCCACCUGCGCUUUCAAAGCCCAGUGUUUUUCCUUCUGUGCCAUCAACUUCGGACCAACCUACCUCUAUCCUAGCUUCUGGCUCGACUUCAUCCACCGCACCUUCUCCAUUCUCGUUCUCCAAACCAACAGAGAUAGCUCAGAAGGCGGAGACUUUGCCAGGAACUACCCCUGCGGCGUCUACACUAUUCAAGCCCAUCACUUCUCCCGUGGCAUCGACUGCGAACAAACCUGCCUUUGUGUUCGCUCCCGGCUCGAGCCCUUUCCCCGCAUCAUCUUCGUUCUCUUUCUCCAAGCCAGCAGAGACCAUCCAGAAGACGGAAACUACAACAACCACCCCUGAGACGUCCACGCUAUUUAAACCAAGCACUUUAUCGUCUGUGACAUCGACAUCCGACAAAGAGGCUUCGGUAUUCGCUCCUGCUCCGUCUUCAUUCUCAUUUUCGAAGCCAGUCGAUUCGAAGACGGAGACGCCACAGCCAGCUCCUGCGCCAUCUGCACUAACGAAUCCAUUUGCCUUCCCAAGCGGUCCGCUAUCUUCAUCAAGCUCGGCUCUCGGUCUCAAUACCGCAACUGCUGCCUCGUCUCCCUUCACGGGGUUCAAAGCACCAGAGACAAUUGUGAAAGCCAAGGAGCCUGCAGUUGUGUCGGCGCCGGAGCAGACACCCUCGUUCUUCCAAACGAAGAAUGCGGAUGUAAUUCCAAGCUCUAAAUUUGCAAGCCCCGAGGUAGUGAAGCCAAGCCAGAAAGCUGAUAUCCCGGCGAGCGCUCCUUCCCCGCUCGAGAAACCAUCAUCGAUCAUAUCUGCACCUUUAAGCAGUCUCGCUCCAACUAAGCCGAGUGAAACACCGACCUUCAGUGUCUCCGCGCCAACAACGGCGCAGCUUCCCUCUACAAAGUCCGCUCCACUCCCCGUCAGUGGCCCCGCUUCUGUUUCGCGGGCUUCAUUCGCUGCCGCCUCACCUCCCCGUACUUUAUUCGAAGCACUGAAACGCCCUAAAAUAUUUGAUACCACGUCAGAUACGUACUCCCAUGAAUUGACUGCAUCUCAGCCUCCAAAGGCUUUGUUCCCAACCACAGAUUCUCCAGUCGAACCAGGGCACACAUGGCCGAAGAAACGUCACCAUGAGGUUACAGAUGAAGACACAACCCAUCAGCAAAAGAGGCGCUCUUCACUGAAAGGGAGCUCUUCAUUCACAUCGUCGGAUGGAUCUUUCAAACGCUCCGUGCGCUUUGAAGACAACCAUGAGGCGAUACAGUCUUUGCCAAAUGACUCUCAAGUUCAGAAAAAGAAGCGAGACCUGGAGGAACUGGCUGAACCGCAGUCGGGUGAACAGGGCCCAAGUGCUAAGCUAUCUAAGAUUCCCACAGCUGACGAACACGUUCCUUUCAAUUUCUCCGUCUACAAAGCAGAAAAUCGUCCCAUGCCGAAGCUUCCAAUUUUGGAAAAACUCGAGGAGAAGCUUGCACGCGCCAAGGCCCUGUGUGAACCAAAGCCUUUGACCCCAGAACAACUUCAGUACAUCGAAGAGGCUCGACUGAAACGCUCCCGCCAAGUUGACGAAGACGAGAUCGCGCUUUCCCGAGCACGUAUCCUAGCCGAAAAGUUACGGACCGGUCCUGGAAUUUUUGAUGGUUGGACUGGCCCAAUCAGACAGCCAUGGCAUGAUCCUAACUGGAACCCCGCUGCCCGCAUCCUAGAAAAGUAUCACGCCCGAAAUAUCCCCCCACCCGCUCGUUAUCCAGUACCCCCUCGUCUGACACUUAAUCGCACUGCCAGAGGAUACGAAGUCGCUUACGCCCCUGAUACCCCGGACCGGCCCAUGUCCCGCACCGAACAGCGGAUCCGACGGACUGGUGCUCGUGGUCUUGCACAUGUGCCGCUAAACUUUGAACGCUACAAGCGCGAGAGAAAGGAGAGGGCUAAGGAGAGGACUCAGGCUGAGAGCGAAAACAAGGAAAACAAGGAAAACGGAGAUGCAGGCAAAAAUCCCGAAGAAGAACGCAACGGAUUUACCCGAAGUGUUUAA
Molecule: messenger RNA, 4470 nt
Organism: Penicillium paradoxum
Lineage: Eukaryota; Fungi; Ascomycota; Eurotiomycetes; Eurotiales; Aspergillaceae
Exons: 4
Coding region: 1-4470 (1489 amino acids)
Biological process (GO): mRNA export from nucleus
Cellular component (GO): transcription export complex 2; cytoplasm; nucleus
Source: RefSeq, a predicted model, not a curated record